AAAAACAACAGCUGAACCAUCUGUAAAGCAUUACCUUUUACAAAAUGAAUGUUGCCGUGCAUAUAUUUAAUGUUUUAAUAUUUUUCCUGGGUGAAUCACUCAGCGAACCGUCAAACAAAAAGUUUCCAGAAAACUUCAAGUUCGGUGUUGCCACUGCUGCUUAUCAAAUAGAGGGAGGAUGGGCAGACGAUGGUAAAGGUGUAAGUGUGUGGGACCAAUUUGCCCACACCUAUCCUGAUCGCGUAGCUAAUGGUGACAAUGGAGACGUCGCUUGCGAUUCAUAUCAUAGAUACUUGGAAGAUGUUGAAAUGCUUGCAAAUAUGGGUGUUAACCACUACCGAUUUUCGUUGUCAUGGCCAAGAAUUUUGCCUACCGGAUAUACGAAUCAAAUAAAUGAAGCAGGUGUGACUUACUACAAAAAUCUGAUUAGUGCCUUAAAAGAAAAUGGAAUUGAACCUUUUAUCACCCUGUACCAUGGAGAUCUUCCUCAAACCCUCCAGGACAUUGGUGGUUGGCCAAAUCCUCUACUUGCCGAUAUUUUUGCUGAAUUUGCUAGAACAGCGUUCAGUUUAUUUGGUGAUGAUGUGAAGAACUGGACGACGAUCAAUGAACCCAAACAAACAUGUAUAACUGGAUAUGGCCUAGGAAAUUCAGCUCCUGGUGCUUCAGCAAGUGGGAUUGGAGAGUACGAAUGCAUGCAUACACUAUUGAGAGCUCAUGCUAAAGCUUAUCAUAUAUACGACGAAGAAUUUAGAGCGACACAGAAUGGAAGAGUGUCCAUUGUUUUAGAUACUGCCUGGUUUGAGCCUGCAAGUGAUAGUGAAGAUGACAUAGAAGCGGCCGAAAGAGCUUUACAAUUUGAGCAUGGCUGGUGUGCUCAUCCAGUAUAUCACCCAGAUGGUAAUUAUCCUCAAGUAAUGAUAGACCGCAUUGCUGAGAGAAGCCAAAAGGAAGGUUUUUCGAAAUCUCGUUUACCCGAAUUUUCAGCAGAAGAAGUAGAUUAUAUACGAGGAACUUUUGAUUUUUUGAGUCUCAAUACUUAUACUACCAAUCUGGCAAAGUGGACUACUGAUCAUGAAAUUGGUACUCCUGGAUAUUAUGCAGAUCUCAGUGUUUCAACAUACCAAGAUCCUUCUUGGAAUGGUUCAGCCUGGAUAAAGGUAGUUCCAUGGGGAUUGAGAAAACUUCUUAACUGGAUCGAUCAGACUUAUGAUCAUCCAGAAAUUGUUAUUACUGAAAACGGAUAUGCUGAUGAUGGACGACUAGACGAUCCGGACAGAAUCAACUAUUAUGCGGAAUAUUUGACUGCUGUUCUAGAAAGUAUUUAUGAAGAUGGUCUUAACGUUACAGCAUACACCGCUUGGAGUUUGAUGGAUAAUUUUGAAUGGACAAGCGGAUAUACAAUAAAAUUUGGUUUAUACCAGGUGGAUUUUGAAAAUCCCAACAGAACACGAACAAUCAAAAGUUCUGCUGACUAUUACAAAAAUGUCAUCGCUAAUAAAUGUCUAGUUGAUACAUGUGAAGAAUGAAAAAAGAAUAAACGACUUACGAUUAUGUAAAUGCUAUAAGAUUUUGUGUAAUAAAACCACUUAAAACGGGA
Molecule: messenger RNA, 1600 nt
Organism: Zophobas morio
Lineage: Eukaryota; Metazoa; Arthropoda; Insecta; Coleoptera; Tenebrionidae
Product: myrosinase 1-like
Exons: 5
Coding region: 45-1529 (494 amino acids)
Biological process (GO): carbohydrate metabolic process
Molecular function (GO): beta-glucosidase activity
Source: RefSeq, a predicted model, not a curated record